This is a messenger RNA of Ascoidea rubescens DSM 1968, 2845 nucleotides long. Its product is annotated as leucine-rich repeat domain-containing protein. The transcript has a single exon. The record is from RefSeq and is a predicted model, not a curated record. Bases 116 to 2515 code for a protein of 799 amino acids. NCBI's taxonomy places the organism in Eukaryota, Fungi, Ascomycota, Saccharomycetes, Ascoideales, Ascoideaceae. Gene Ontology annotation, molecular function: protein binding.
AGAGCUAUUUAAACAUGACUUGUUCUAUCCUCUAUUGAUAAUUUCUAAUUUCAAAUUCAUACUUUAUCACUUUUCUUUUGCUGUUUCUAACUCACAGAGUUUCCUUAUAUUAAAAAUGGAAAACUCUUUUUCAAGCUCAUGUUCAACUAUUCAAUCUUUAUAUUUUCCUCCUCAUAUCCUACAGCAUAUACUCCAGUCUUUGCCCAUUGAUAUAAUAUGGUUAUUCACGAUAUCAAGUAACAAAAAUGUCUCUUGCAUUGCCUCAAGGCUAUUUUACAAAAAAAUCUUGGUUUAUUAUAAAUCCUCUUCUGACUACAACCAGUCAAAUGAGUUUAAUGAUUUAAUUUGUUCGAACAAUACCAAUAGAAUUAACAAUCCCAAUACUAUCUCCAAAUUAAGCAAUAGUAAAAACGCUUUUUUAACUUUUACAAUGCUAGAUUUUUCAGAAUUCUCCAGUCUGAUUUAUCCUUAUAUUGAUCAGAUUAAUUUUAUAUUUGACCCUAUUAUCUUGAACCAAUUUCAAACCAUUUCGGGUUCAAAUUUACAAUUUCUCCACAAUUUAAAUAAAAUUAAUAGUAUUUCAAUUAAAUUUCAUUAUUCCAAUGACAAACUAAACUAUUACAAUAACAAUUAUAAUAAUAACGAUAGCAAUAUCGAUAGUAAUAAUACUAUUCCUAAUGAUGACAAUCUCAUUCAAUUUAUUUCGUUAUUUAAACAAAAUAUUACUAAAUUAUAUUUAAAUAGUCUUAAUAUCACAAAUUUAGAUCUUUUGCUAAACGAAUUGCUCGAUAAUAACAAUAAUAAUAACAACAAAUUAAAAAUACUAAAAUUAUCUAAUAAUAACAUCCAUAAAGUUCUGACUUUAGCAAAUUUAAAGUCUUUAAAAUAUUUAGACUUGUCGAAUAAUAAAAUUAAGAAUUUUAAAAAUUUCAAUAAUAUUUUAUUUAACCUAGAAUCUUUAAAUUUAUCAAGAAAUAUUAAUAUCAAGAAAAUUGAGAAUAUAAAUAAUUUUAAAAAUUUCAUCAAUCUAAAAAAGCUUGAUUUAUCUUAUUUAAAUCUAUACAAAAUUGAAAAUUUUGAUAACCUAACCAACCUAGUUGAUUUAAAUUUAUCAUUUAAUCAAAUUGACAAAAUUGAAAACUUGGAACACUUAGCUAAUUUACUGUAUUUAAAUUUAUCAAAUAAUUUUAAAAUAACUGAAUUUGGCGAUUCUUUUAAUAAUUUAAUCAAUUUAGAAACUUUGCUUCUUAAUAACUCUUCUAUUUCAAGCAUUAAAGGUAUUGAAAAAUUAAAAAACCUUAAAAUACUUAGUUUAAGAAAUUCAAGAAUCAAAACGAUUACUAAAGAAUUUAAAAAAUUAGUAAACUUACAUCAACUAGAUUUAUGCGAUAAUAGAAUUAUGAAAAUUGAAAAUUUGGAAAAUUUGGAACAAUUAACAAGUUUGAAUUUAUCCUACAACAAUAUAAAACGGUUAAGUAAUGAACUAGAGUCAUUAAAAAAUUUAAAGAUACUAAAUUUAUCUGGGAAUGGAUUGUUUGAAAUCGAUAAAGAUUCUAGUGGGUUAAAUGAAAAUGAAAAAUUAGAAUGGUUAAAUUUAUCACAAAAUCGCCUCGAAAGUUUUCACAACAGUUUUAAAUUUAAUAAAUUGAAAAAAUUAGAACACUUAAAUUUGUCAUUUAAUUAUAUUGAAAGCAUCAAAGAUGAGUUGCUAAAUCUAAAUGAUUUAAAUGAUUUAAAAUUAAAUAACAAUAAUAUUCAAAUGGUAAACUGCAGCUGCUUGAGUAAGUUGAAUAACCUCAAAGUAUUAAACUUGUCAAGUAAUAAGAUAAGAGAAUUUUCAAUUUUAAAAGAAAUGAAUAUCACGAAAUUGAAUCUAUCUAAAAAUAAAUUGAUAAAUUUGAAUAUUCAAGGAUUGAAACACUUGGAAAAUUUGAUUUUAUUUAAAAACGAGAUUGUUCAUAUAAAAGGCAUCGAUAACGGGCUAGCAAAACUAAGGGGCAUUAAUAUAAUGCAAAACAAGAUUGUUUCACUAAAAUGCUUUAAGAUGCUAAGGAACUUAGAGUGGAUAAAGGCUUCCAAAAAUCAAAUAAAGAGACUUGAUCAGGAGCUAUCAGAAUUAAAGAAACUAAAACAACUAAUGCUAGAUUUUAAUAACAUUUCCAAAAUUGAAAACUUGAGCACAAAUAAUAAUUUGCAGGUUCUAGAAUUGUCGAAUAAUUUAAUAGAAAAAAUUGAAGGAAUUGAAGAGUUGAAGAAUUUAAAAGUCUUGAAUUUGAACAAUAACAAGAUAUCUAAAAUAGAAAACUUAGACCUCGGUAUUCUUAGGAAUCUCAGGACUUUGGAAUUAUUCAAUAACAAGAUAGUGGAUGUGGACAAUAUUUUUUUUCUGCAACUUUCAAAACAAAAUAGCUUGAAGAUAUCGUUGCAUUGCAAAGAUGCUGCUGGGAUAUUGAGUCUUUGUGGUUUCAACAAGUUCCAACAAUGCUUGAACUUGGGCGAGGAGAAAGCAUACUAAGAUAAAUACACACUCUGCGAUUUUGGUUAUACAUAGCAAAUACUAAUUAAAUAUUACAUAAAUACGAAAUAGAUAUUUUGUAUAUCUUUGAAAGGUUGCAAUAUACUUUGAAACGUGCUUCAAGGCGCCUUUUUUCACGUCAGUUCGAGUUCUGAUGGAAGACAUUUUAUUUUUUCUCAUCUUUUUCAGCAAAGCAGCAAAAAAACAAUCAGAAGCCCAUCUCAGCUCUUAUCAUACACCAGCUUUCGAUAUUUUGAUGAACAUAAUGACUAGAGAGGAACGUAAGACCAUCAAGCUACUUCACACGUUGAGGGGCCACAAGGAGAAGGU